Messenger RNA from Chroicocephalus ridibundus (black-headed gull), 2154 nucleotides. RefSeq names its product mediator complex subunit 28 (gene MED28). Bases 41 to 583 code for a protein of 180 amino acids. The record is from RefSeq and is a predicted model, not a curated record. NCBI's taxonomy places the organism in Eukaryota, Metazoa, Chordata, Aves, Charadriiformes, Laridae. The transcript is spliced from 4 exons. Gene Ontology annotation, cellular component: mediator complex.
AUGCGCGGCCUCUGCACAGCACAGGCCGCCGCGGCUCGCCAUGGCGGGCGCGCUGAGCGGCAUGUUCGCCAACCAGCCGCCAGGGCCCCCGCCGCCGCCGCCGGGACCUCCCGGCGGGCCCGGCCCGGCCGGCCUUAUCCCGCCUCCCACGGGGCCGCGCAAUCCCAACAACACGCUGGUGGACGAGCUGGAAGCGUCCUUCGAGGCCUGCUUCGCCUCGCUGGUGAGCCAGGACUACGUGAACGGCACGGACCAGGAGGAGAUCCGCACCGGUGUUGAUCAGUGCAUCCAGAAGUUUCUGGAUGUUGCCAGACAAACUGAAUGCUUUUUCCUACAAAAACGACUGCAGCUAUCAGUCCAGAAACCAGAGCAAGUAAUUAAAGAGGAUGUUUCAGAACUAAGGAAUGAAUUGCAGAGAAAAGAAGCAUUAAUUCAGAAGCAUUUGGGUAAACUGCGACACUGGCAACAGGUCCUGGAAGAUAUCAGUGUACAGCACAAAAAGCCUGCAGAAAUGCCUCAAGGUCCAUUAGCUUACCUAGAACAGGCAUCUGCUAAUAUUCCUGCUCCAAUGAAGCAAACGUGAUCUCUGACUUUACGUAUCUGAAUAUUUUCAACAGUGCAAAGCAGCAGUGUUCUUUUUACUUUGUAUGCUUUUUGUAUGAUGUAAAUUGUACUACAAAUAUAAAUCGUUAAGACAAUUAAGCAAAAUAAAUUACCUUUUUUUUUUUUUUUUUUUAAAUACAGAUUGGUUUUAUAUUUCAGUCGAAAAUACGCCGAGUUGCUGUUCAGGAUGCUUUCUGGUAGAAGGGUAUUUUCCGGAAUGCAUCCUCUUUCUUCUAGAAAGGGUGGCCCUAGCUCUCUCCUAACUAUAUGUUUGCUGGUAUGAUGAAAACACUUGCAAAGAUUAGUGUUUGCUUUUACUGGAAGAUUUAAAUAUUUUGUGAUCCAGUAAUUACCCAUAAGUACCACUGUAGAAGCACCCUUAGAAUUGUCUCUAGGUCAGAUUUUUGAAGUGAAUUGUCUUAUUUCCACGGGACUUCUGCUCACCUCAUGAAGGGUGCUCAGGAUGUACAAAUUUUAUAGGAUGAAAUGAAACUGCAAAAUUACAUACACCCUGGGGGUGUAUGUCAUGCAGACCCAGUGUUACUGGUGUUCUGUCUGGCAGGCUAGUGUAGAGAUGGUCCAAAAUACCUACCCCCAAAAUAAAGACCACUCAUCACCACUGUUCAGCUUGAAGAAUAAGCUCCUACUGGGCUGCACUAUUCAGUAAUCUAAACGUGGCCAAAGAAAAAUUUUGGAGGUAGAAACAGCAAAGGAAUUCUGUCUCUAUAUUACUAGGCCACAAACUUAAUUCAUCUGAAUAGGCAGGAAAGCCACUUUCUAGGGACACCAUUUUGGGGACAGAAUUAAUUAGAAUAUUGUAACCCCAAAAAUUAGAAUUGGUAAUUGUGUAUUGAACUUCCUAGUGUGCUUUAAAAGUUUUUGGGGCAGAGUGGGUGAAAACUAAUGAAAACCAGCUCUAUACAUUUUGGAUAUUCUCACGGAUACUCAGGCACUCGUCAGUGUUACUUACUGUACACCAUUUUAUCCUCUUCCUGACUGCGUGUAUAACAAGUGUCUUUUUGCCAAAUCUGUUUGAUACAAGAAGAGGUUAAGGUGGAGCUAUGCCUCUGUACACGUAAAAUUUGUUACAUAGCUGGGCCCUGCUUGUUGAAAUUAAGUGGGGAUUCAAAUCAUACAGUAGUCGAAGAUGAACUAUUCUAUCUUAAACACUAGGCUGCUGGUAGCACGAGCCCCUGCCUUUCAUAUUUGUUGAUUAAUUGUUGAGGGUUAAUUUCUUCAUGAGUGUCUUUCCUCCCAGUAAUGAGUUCGCUAGCAUGAUCUGAUAAAUGUCAUUCGCCCACUUGGCGUUUUGGUGGGCAUAGGAACAAUAUUGAGAUAAAAUGUACAAGUACACAGUUCCCAUAAAUCUGGAACUCUGUACCUGACUCACACUUGAGCAUACCAGGACUAUUUUGCAAAACAUGGAAAUGGAUUAUUUACAAGCAAAUUUUAAUAUUCAUACUUACAUAUUAAUCUAAUUUAUCAGGCUGAUUGUUACAUGUAUUGAAGUAGAACAGGAAUAUUAUAUUGCAGGGCUGAUUAUACAAAACA